Conger conger (European conger) is the source of this 1555-nucleotide messenger RNA. RefSeq names its product NACHT, LRR and PYD domains-containing protein 9A-like. Lineage: Eukaryota; Metazoa; Chordata; Actinopteri; Anguilliformes; Congridae. The transcript is spliced from 6 exons. Gene Ontology annotation, molecular function: protein binding. The coding region runs from base 444 to 1541 and encodes 365 amino acids. The record is from RefSeq and is a predicted model, not a curated record.
ACAGAGGCUGAAUGCUGCACAGCACACUACCAGGCCUACGGACACACCCAGUUACCUCGCGGUAACUUCGUGGCCUAUAGCGAGUGGAAACUGGUGUUCGCGGAACGCUACAUCAGUUUACCCCUGCAAAGCUCACCAAAGAACAACUGCAACGAACAUCUUUCCAGCAACCGAGUGGACCAGACGACAACACGCGGCUUAGACGCCCCAGCCUGCGCAUCUCUCCAGGACACGCAUUCACAGCACCACCGCGGCUCCUAUAAGGACAGCACGUCUUUUGGAUCCAAUGCGUAUGGACUCAACUGAGCAGCUGUCGCCUAAGAAAGAAGUCCUGUAAAAUAUUGGCCUCAGCUCUCCAGUUAUCAAACUCACCCCUGAGAGAUCUGGACCUCAGCUUCAAUAACCUGGGAGAUUCAGGAGUGAAGCUGCUCUGUGCUGCACUGAUGAGUCCAAACUGUAAACUACAGAGACUGGACCUCAGCUUCAAUAUCCUGGGAGAUUCAGGAGUGGAGCUGCUCUGUGCUGGACUGAUGAGUCCAAACUGUAAACUACAGAGACUGGGGCUGGGUUGGUGUAAUCUCACAGAGGGCUGCUGUGAUGUUCUGGCCUCAGUCUUGCGUUCUCCUCACUCAGAGCUGAGUGAUCUGGAGCUGAGAGACAACGAGCUGCAGGAUUCAGGAGUGAGAGCGCUCUCUGCUGGACUGGAGGACCCACACUGUAAACUGCAGAGACUGGGGCUGUCAGGCUGUGGAGUCACACACAGAGGCUGUGAUUCUCUGGCUUCAGCUCUGUGUUCAAACCCCUCACACCUGAGAGAGCUGGACCUGAGAUACAAUCACCUAGGAGUGAGAGCGCUGUCUGCUGCUAAACUGGACACACUCACACUGCUUGUGGAACAUGGAGGAGAGAACAGGAUCAAACCAGGACCCAGGAAAUACGGCUGUCAGCUCACACUGGAUCCAAACACAGCGAACAGACAGCUGUCUCUGUCUGAGGGGAACAGGAAGGUGACACACACACCGGGUAGAAAGGAGCCAUAUCCUGAUCAUCCAGAGAGAUUUGAGUCUGUGGCCCAGGUUCUGUGCAGAGAGAGUGUGUGUGAGCGCUGUUACUGGGAGGCUGAGUACAGUGUGUCUGAGGAGGGAGGGGUUUAUAUAGCAGUGACGUAUAAAGGAAUCGGCAGGAAAAGAGGGGUUGAGGGCUGUGCGUUUGGAUGGAAUAAAGACUCCUGGAUUCUGAGGUGCGAUGAACACAGUUACACUGUCCGUCAGAAUAAUAACCGCAGAGACCUACCUGCCUGCCCCUCCCCCUACCACAGAGCAGGAGUGUGUGAUGAUGGUGCUGGUGCAGGAGUGUGUGUGUACAGGGUAGGAGUGUGUGUGGACCGUCCGGCUGGCACUCUGUCCUUCUACAGCGUCUCUGACUCUGACACACUGACCCUCCUGCACACACUCCACACACACUUCACUCAACACACACCCCUCUGUGCUGGGUUUGGAGUGGAGUUGGGCUGCUCAGUGUCCCUCUGCCAACUGGAGUAGAGAGACACACACAC